Rhinichthys klamathensis goyatoka is the source of this 1327-nucleotide messenger RNA. RefSeq names its product gastrula zinc finger protein XlCGF7.1-like. The record is from RefSeq and is a predicted model, not a curated record. Gene Ontology annotation, cellular component: nucleus. Gene Ontology annotation, molecular function: DNA-binding transcription activator activity, RNA polymerase II-specific; RNA polymerase II cis-regulatory region sequence-specific DNA binding. Gene Ontology annotation, biological process: regulation of transcription by RNA polymerase II. NCBI's taxonomy places the organism in Eukaryota, Metazoa, Chordata, Actinopteri, Cypriniformes, Leuciscidae. The transcript is spliced from 4 exons. Bases 141 to 1067 code for a protein of 308 amino acids.
AGCGGAUAUCUGAAAAGAAAUGCACAUUGCCAUAACUGAACCUCAGCUCCGGAGGCUUCCUAAAGCUCAGUGAUUGUACACACUAAGAAGCAAGCAGGAGGAAUUACUCCAGGAGAAACUAUGGACAUACUAUUGUAGAGAUGGAGAUUAAGGAAGAACCCUGCAGAAUAAAAGAUGAAGAUACAGAGGAACAAAUAGAAGAAGCAAGCAGGAGGAAUUACUCCAGGAGAAACUACGGACAUACUAUUGUAAAGAUGGAGAUUAAGGAAGAACCCUGCAGAAUAAAAGAUGAAGAUACAGAGGAACAAAUAGAUCGUAUGGAUGUGAAUGUUUUGAAACAUGAGUUUCGAAGACCUCAUUUCACAAAUGAAGAUGGAAACGCAGUCAUUUCACAGACUGAAAAGAAUUUCAUGCAGAAAAGUGCUGGAAAAACUGGAGUCAAAGGAUCUUUAACCUGUUCUGAGUGUGGAAAGAGUUUCACAAAUACAUCAAACCUUAAGAAACACAUGAGAAUUCACACUGGAGAAAAACCGUUCACAUGCUCUCAGUGUGGAAAGAGUUUCGGGAGCAAACGUACUCUUGAAGAUCAUCUGCACACUCACUCUGGAGUGAGAUCAUUCAGCUGUGAUCAGUGUGAUAAAACAUUUGGUUUUGAACAAAACUUAAGAAGACACCUUAAAGUUCAUGCUGGUGUGAAGCCUCACUUUUGUUCUUUUUGUGGAAAGUGUUUUUCACGACUGGAAAAUUUAAAAGAGCAUGAGAGUAUUCAUACUGGUGUGAGACCUUAUAUGUGCUUUGACUGUGGGAAGACCUUUAUUACAUCCAGCCACUUAAAAACACACCAGAGAGUUCAUACUGGAGAGAAACCGUACAAGUGUUCACACUGUGGAAAGAGUUUCACUCUGUCAGGAAACCUGAAAGAUCAUGAGAGAAUUCAUACUGGAGAGAAACCGUACCAGUGCUCUUCAUGUGGGAAGAACUUCACCCAAUUAUCUAAUCUACAGAAUCAUAAGAAAAAGCAUUGCCUGAUGUUGCCUAAAUUAGCAAAUGUACAUGUUCAGAAUUAGUUUAAUCUAAGGGUAAUUUUCAAAAAUCAGUUAUGAAGUUUGAUCAUUUGUCAAAUGAAAUUUUUGCAGGGUCAGUAAAAGUUCAUGAAACUAGUGUUGCAGUAAAAUACUGUGAUUUAUGCAGAUUUCAAUUAUUUUCAUUAAUUGUGCUUUAUCACAAAUAGAAAUGAUGCAUUGAGAACAUGUUGAAAAGACUUUCUUGCAUUUUGAGAAAUGAUCUGUACAUUUUGAGACAAAGAAAUAAAAAGGAACGGAACAGA